Molecule: messenger RNA, 453 nt
Organism: Colletotrichum costaricense
Lineage: Eukaryota; Fungi; Ascomycota; Sordariomycetes; Glomerellales; Glomerellaceae
Exons: 3
Coding region: 1-453 (150 amino acids)
Biological process (GO): transmembrane transport
Cellular component (GO): plasma membrane
Molecular function (GO): transmembrane transporter activity
Source: RefSeq, a predicted model, not a curated record
AUGAGGCAAGGACGAGACAGCCGAUAUCGUCGAGGUGAUGACAUAUCGGACUUUCCAAUCGAAGAGGCACGGCUUGCGGGGAUCUACAUGCUAGUUGCUCUAAGCUCAGUUACCACCGCAGGCUAUGGAGUGAGUCUCAUGCAAGAAUCGCACAUUGCCGUUCCUUUGGUGAUGCAAUUCAUAAGCGGUGCCACCACCUCGAGUAUAUUCACAGUUUGCGGCACCCUUCUGACGGAUUUGAACCCCAAAGCAUCAGCAACAGUCCAGGCGUCGUACAAUCUUGUACGGUGCAUUGGAGCGGGCGCUGCCAUCGCGGCUCAGCAACCCUUGACAAACGCCACGGGCUUAGGCUGGAGCUUUGGCAUAUUUUCACUGAUUAUGUUGUUCGCAGCCCCGUUGGCCAUGUUGCUCAGGAAAAAGGGUCUGAGAUGGAGGGUAUCCCCGAAAACCUGA